This is a messenger RNA of Symbiodinium natans, 1011 nucleotides long. The record is from the annotation of a GenBank genome assembly. Lineage: Eukaryota; Dinophyceae; Suessiales; Symbiodiniaceae.
AUGAGCGCGUCACCGUGGGCAGGGGAAGCUUUGCCCGCCGCAGAAGCUGUCAAGUGGAUCGCGUUUCUUAGCCCAUUCCUACCCAACAUCCUAGGCGCAUGCGCUCUGGGGCGGACUGCUGUGGUCUUGGAUGGUGUCGAGGAUCCCAACAACCUGGGAGUGAUACUCCGGACCAUGGAGGCGUUCGACUCGCGGACGCUGGUGCUUACCAAGGGCACCGUGGACGUAUUCAACCCAAAGGUGGUUCGAUGCUCCAUGGGGGCAGCGGUCCGAGGCCGCGUCCAAGUCCUUGAGGUGGCCGAUGCAGAGGAGCUGCGGGAACUCCUUCAAGGCUACCGCAUCUUCGCGACGACGCUCGAGGGCCGCUGCCUUUCCACGCAGCUGGCCACGGAGCUGACGGGGAAAGACGCCUUCGUGUUUGGCAACGAAGCGCGGGGCGUGUCCCAGAGCCUCCGGGCCGCGGCGGACAGGCAGCUCCGCAUUCCCAUGGCUCCCGGCGUGGACUCGCUGAAUGUCGGCGUGGCAGCACCCCGUCUUUGGGUGGUGGUCGUCCUUGCGGCCGUGACAUCCGUGCUCCAGGGCUGCGACGCUGGCCAGGACCAAUGUGGCGACCUCAAGAAGGAGGUCAGUGACCUCAAGAAGGAGCUCAGCACCUGCCAAGAACGCCUGGGAGUGUGCCGCAGUCAGCUGAAGGUCUGCAUUCAGGAUGAGAAGCAGCUCAUUGAUGACACCUGGGCUGCUUGCGAUGCCAAGUACCGCGACCCAGCCGCCCUUGCUCACAAGCUUGAUGCGUGCACUGGUGACAAACAGGCUCUUGUGAGUGAGUUGAACUCUCGCACCCUCCAGAUUCGCUACGGCGCUCUACCCCUUGCGCUGGUGGCCUUCAUCGCGGGCAUCUACACGCACAAAUGGCACCGCCACUGCGCAGAGAGGCUUCGCAGUCCUUUCACUAACCAUGGCGCAACCGCUCCGGCGGCGGACCCGCGGCAGGCCGUGCGAGACCCUCCUUAA